AUAAGCCAUUUUGAAUCAUUACACCACAGCAUAAUCAAGAAAACGAAAUUAUCUUGAAUGGCUCGUGUGGUUUCAAACCCUUUAAGCUUCCAUAGAUUCCGACCAUGUUUUCAUGGCUCAUGCACCUUCAACACCACUCUCAGCUUCCAAAUCAGACCACGCAGAUUCCCGAAUGUUCUAGUAGCUUGCCAAACUGAUCCUAAACUCACAGAAACCUCCACAACUGUAACUACUUUUGAUAAGGUUACUGUUGAACCCAUUUCUUCAAGUGAUGUGAAAAAUGAGGGUUCAACUUCAACUGGGCUGCCUGAAUUUCCAAAUAAGAGUGUAAAUAAGCGAAUUGCAGCGGUUUCUUUGGUUGCUGCUGUGGGGCUUUUCUUGUCUGCAAGAUUGGAUUUUGGUGUUUCUUUGAAGGAUCUUACUGCUGCUGCUUUACCCUAUGAAGAGGCUCUUUCUAAUGGAAAACCUACUGUUGUGGAGUUUUAUGCUGAUUGGUGUGAAGUAUGUCGAGAGCUAGCUCCAGAUGUUUACAAAGUUGAGCAACAGUUCAAGGAUAAGGUUAAUUUUGUUAUGUUGAAUGUUGAUAACACAAAGUGGGAACAAGAGCUUGAUGAAUUUGGUGUUGAGGGUAUUCCACACUUUGCAUUUCUAGACAAACAAGGGAAUGAAGAGGGCAAUGUAGUUGGUAGAUUUCCAAGGCAGUAUUUCCUUGAGAAUGUCGAUGCGCUUGCUCGAGGGGAAGCGGACAUUCCUCAUGCUCGUGUCCUCGGACAAUAUUCGAGCACCGAAUUAAGGAAAGUGCACCAAGUUGUUGAUCCUAGAAGUCAUGGAUAGAUGCCACUCUCUUCUCUGAAUUUGAGGUUGAAUAUUUCAAAUUGAAUCCGGUGGACUUGCUACUGCUUUGUUUUCAAUUGCCUAUAAGCAAUAUUUAACUUCUGCAAAAAGUAUAUAAUUUCUACAGCUUAGAUAGUUUUUUAGUAGUAGAACCCAUUUUGGAAAAACUCAGGUGUACUAUUUAACAUUUAAAAAUUGUAUAGAAAAAUGUUCAGGAAUACACAUUCUUGAUGUCAAAAGAUGUUUAAAAUUGAAUCUCAGAUGUCAAAAUUCAAGCA
This is a messenger RNA of Mercurialis annua (annual mercury), 1112 nucleotides long. RefSeq names its product thioredoxin-like protein HCF164, chloroplastic. NCBI's taxonomy places the organism in Eukaryota, Viridiplantae, Streptophyta, Magnoliopsida, Malpighiales, Euphorbiaceae. Gene Ontology annotation, cellular component: chloroplast thylakoid membrane. The transcript is spliced from 5 exons. Gene Ontology annotation, biological process: cytochrome b6f complex assembly. Bases 58 to 834 code for a protein of 258 amino acids. The record is from RefSeq and is a predicted model, not a curated record.